UCUACGUUUCGACCAAAGAUUAAAUUCAACUAGGCUACUUCAUGAAACUGGGUCUACACUCUAUGUAUACCCAGGACAAAACUCAGAAUGGGGAGAAGAAAAAAAACGACUGCCUCUGGUGUUGAAAACAAGUCUCUCAGCUCCCCUCAGACAGAAAUAAGUUUCGAAGGGGAAAAGAGCGGAGCCUCUCCCACUGCCAGUGAGUCUUAUGGGCUUGUGAUUAAUUACUCCGGAGUGAAAGACUUGUCUACGCUUUGUGUGUCCAAUAAAUUAGAGGCUCCUGAGACUUGACGCACUCAGGUGAGUGCUCCACGCGCGGACAGGGACCUUUGCGCACCUUCUGUCGACACUUGUGCCUUUAUAAGAAUUAUCUAGAGUUGGAGCUGGACCGAAGAGUGAAACUACUCUGCACUGCGGGGAAACAGCAAAGUUUGCACUGAGACAGUUGCAUUGGCUUAAUGACGUUUUUCAAGACGUCGCUUUUAAGGAAAUUUGAAGGUUUGUAAGUACUCUCAAUGGUUGGAAGACAGACGAGCCGCAUGGAUAGUGGAAAUGUCCCAGUGACAGAUAUGGAUGAGAGUCCCACAUCUAGCCCCAGCUCCAGUCCCAGUCGUCCGGAGGCACUACGUUCCAGGGUGGUCCAGGCCGGUGGGCUUGGUGGUGGGAAAGGCCGCCCGGCAGCAGCCAAUGCUGCCCGGGAAAGGAGUAGAGUGCAAACCCUGAGACAUGCCUUCCUGGAACUACAGAGGACUCUUCCAUCGGUGCCACCGGAUACCAAACUAUCUAAACUCGAUGUGUUGAUUUUGGCUACCACAUACAUUGCCCAUCUCACCCGAACACUGCAAGAAGAGGGCAUGGAGGAGGGAGAGAGCACAAAACAAACAGAAGCAUUAAAGUCCCUGAAAGGUGAUGGAUACCUGCAUCCUGUCAAAAAGUGGCCAAUGAGAUCCAGAUUAUACAUCGGCGCAACUGGUCAGUUCUUGAACAAUUCAAAUCAAUCGGAGAAUCAAGGAGCAUCAUCGUCGACCUCUCACUCAUAGAUUAUUCGAAAGCAAAAAUCUCAUCUCAUCUAAGGCUUUUUUAAAUGAAUGGACUCUUCCGCAUAGCCUCUGGUAAUAAAGGAACUGGAGAUUUGUCCAAUAAUUAAAGUACCAUUACUUUUUAAUAGAACAAUGGCCACAUUCCCAUGUAAACUGAGGCUAAUGCAUUUCCCAACUUUAUGAACACGUUGUAAAUUAAUAUAUGAUGUGAUUAUGUAGAUAUAAUUAUAACAUGAUUGUUGUGUUUCUCUGCAUUUUGGCCAGUUGGCCUACAUUUCUUCUCUGCAUUGUGCAGUUAUAUAGCCUACUUGUCCGAGGUAUAACUUUUAGAAAUUCGUUGGGUAAUGACCCGUCAUGCUUGAGUUGAUGGCUAUGCACUUUUUUGUUAAAACAUUUGCACUAAAUGCAUGUGUGAAUAACUUAACAUCUGUCAUGUGAAGUGGUCUGUCAGAAUUUCAACAAUGGUAGUCUCUUCAUCUCCUGUUCUCUAUGUGGAUGGUUGUUGACGUGUUUGUGGAAAUAAAGACUUCUGUUGUUACAUUAA
Messenger RNA from Osmerus eperlanus (European smelt), 1584 nucleotides. RefSeq names its product transcription factor 24-like. The record is from RefSeq and is a predicted model, not a curated record. Gene Ontology annotation, biological process: developmental process; regulation of transcription by RNA polymerase II. NCBI's taxonomy places the organism in Eukaryota, Metazoa, Chordata, Actinopteri, Osmeriformes, Osmeridae. Gene Ontology annotation, molecular function: protein dimerization activity; DNA-binding transcription factor activity, RNA polymerase II-specific; RNA polymerase II transcription regulatory region sequence-specific DNA binding. The coding region runs from base 516 to 1040 and encodes 174 amino acids. The transcript has 3 exons.